Messenger RNA from Striga hermonthica, 468 nucleotides. NCBI's taxonomy places the organism in Eukaryota, Viridiplantae, Streptophyta, Magnoliopsida, Lamiales, Orobanchaceae. The record is from the annotation of a GenBank genome assembly.
AUGCGUCUUCAGAGCAUUUCUGAUUCGGAGGAGCGUGACGAGGUGGCUGCAUUUGCCGAUUGGAUUGCGAGUAUCGGAGAUGGUAUUAUAGGAGGAUCAAAUGAUGGUUGUGCCGCCAUUGAAAUUCCAGACGAUAUAAGAUUGGAUCCCUCAGAUGAUCCGAUUGCUACGAUUGUAGAAAGUACCUAUCCAAUGUUCAAGAACGCAACUGACGAUCCCAGUUAUUUGAAGGAUAGGGCAAUAUUAGCUCCCACGUUGGAGAUUGUUGAGUCCAUCAACCAAUACAUGUCCGACUUGAAUUCUUCUGAAGGUCGUACGUAUUUGAGCUCUGACAGUACUUGCUGGCCUUCAGCCACUUUCUCCAUCGUCUUCUGGCUAACCUCACCAGCAGCCUUAGUAACCCUGCUGAAAGCCCCGGUAACCCAUGAAGCUCCGGUUAAAACAUAUCGGGUUUUUCAUAAUGGCUGA